Hypanus sabinus (Atlantic stingray) is the source of this 662-nucleotide messenger RNA. Its product is annotated as zinc finger protein 664-like. The record is from RefSeq and is a predicted model, not a curated record. Gene Ontology annotation, molecular function: DNA-binding transcription factor activity, RNA polymerase II-specific; RNA polymerase II cis-regulatory region sequence-specific DNA binding. NCBI's taxonomy places the organism in Eukaryota, Metazoa, Chordata, Chondrichthyes, Myliobatiformes, Dasyatidae. The coding region runs from base 235 to 507 and encodes 90 amino acids. The transcript has a single exon. Gene Ontology annotation, biological process: regulation of transcription by RNA polymerase II.
GAGGAGCAUGAACGGAAGUUAGACAUUUUAAUUACACGUCUCAUUCCCAUUCUGAUAUGUCUAUCCAUAAACUCCUCUAUUGUCAAAAUGAAUCCAAACUCAGUUUGAAGGAACAACGCCUUAUAUGCCGGCUGGGUAGCCUCCAACCUGAUGCCAUGAACAUUGACUUCUCUAACUUCCGUUAAUGCCCCUCCUCCCCUUCUUACCCCAUCCCUGAUAUAUUUAGUUGUUUGAAUGUACUCCAUUUCCCUCUGGUACGCAGUUCACACCAGGGAGAGGCCGUUCUCCUGCUCCGUGUGCGGGAAGCGAUUCACUUGGCCAUCUCAACUGAAGGUACAUCAGAGAGUUCACACUGGGGAGAAGCCGUUCACCUGCUCAGACUGUGGGAAUGGAUUCACUUGGUCGUCUCAACUACUGAGACACCAGCGAAUUCACACUGGGGAGAGGCUCGGACUUUGGGAAGAGAUUCUCUCAGCCAAAUCAACCAAAUGUGCAUCACUGACUUGAUACCGGGGAGAGACUGUUCACCUACUGUGAAUUUGGGAAGCGAUUCGCUUAUUCAUCUAACCUUAUGUAACUCUUGCUUCGGCUAUCAGCUUAAACUAGGAGUUGAAAGCUUUACCCCCCACUCCUGCCCACCCGGCCAAACUUAAGAAAUCACA